AUUUCCACAAAGUACCAAAUUGGUCGUAUUGCUAUCGAUUAAUAAGCUUCGUCGCCCAGAAACGAGAGAGAUCUCUGGAUCCAAAAAUGGCGUCUUCGGCAGCGGCGGUAAUGGCGAUCGUUCCCUCUUGUGCAAGAUCGGCAUUUCUCAACCCCCAGAAAACAGAUGGGGCGGACUCCUUUGUGUUGGUUCCUAACCGCAGGAAUCCCAUUUCCACUUCGAAGGCUUCGCCACUGCGCGCUACGUUUAGGAGUAAUAAUUCGGUUAUCCCGAAGAUUAAAGCCCAGAGCUCCCCAGGCGCAGCAGAGUAUAUUCCGCAGGCAGAAUUUUACAAAAUCGAAGCAAUCCUAAGGCCGUGGCGAGUUCCCCAUGUAUCGUCGGGUUUGCUGCAAAUGGGCAUUCGGGGGGUUACAAUUUCGGAGGUUAGAGGUUUUGGAUCACAAGGUGGCUCAACAGAGAGGGACGGAGGAUCUGAGUUUUCAGAAGACAAGUUCAUAGCAAAAAUCAAGAUGGAGGUAGUGGUAUGCAAAGAUCAGGUGGAAGCUGUAAUCGACAAAAUAAUCAAGGAAGCAAGAACAGGAGAAAUUGGCGAUGGAAAAAUUUUCAUGAUACCUGUUUCAGAUGUAAUAAGAGUUCGUACAGGUGAACGUGGCGCGAAGGCUGAGAGAAUGAGUGGUGGACUAGCAGAUAUGAUUUCAACCUCUAUAUCUACUUGAAAAGUUUCAUACUGUUAUAACUUAUCAACAGAAAAUAAAGAAAGGGUUGGCCGGCGGGGAAAAUGUGUGUCUGGACGAAGGAAUGACUUCACCGUUCAUGCCACUGCGUGAGGUAUUUCGCAAGCCGUUCAAAAUGACUCAUCUUGUCUCUAACUUUUAGCCAAUGCUGGAACAAUUAAACCAAUGUUGUCCUCGUUUUGAUUACUGUCUCUCAGUUUGUGUUUCUUCCGACGAUAUUCUGUUUAUGUCGUGAAGAAUACCUUGAACAAGUUUCCUCAGUUUGUGUGUUUCUUCCGACGAUGAUUCUGUUUAUGUCGUGAAGAGAAUUCCUUGAACAAGUUUGCUUAUUGCCGCCUUGAAUCAUAUGUUUGGGAUUUGAUACUA
Messenger RNA from Zingiber officinale, 1100 nucleotides. Its product is annotated as nitrogen regulatory protein P-II homolog. The transcript has 9 exons. Lineage: Eukaryota; Viridiplantae; Streptophyta; Magnoliopsida; Zingiberales; Zingiberaceae. Bases 87 to 716 code for a protein of 209 amino acids. Gene Ontology annotation, molecular function: enzyme regulator activity; ATP binding. Gene Ontology annotation, biological process: regulation of nitrogen utilization. Gene Ontology annotation, cellular component: chloroplast thylakoid; cytosol. The record is from RefSeq and is a predicted model, not a curated record.